GACAUUUUGAAACUAAAACAGACUCGUAUCCUGACACUAUACAAGAUGGCAGAUUCUGAUGUGACUCUUGAAACUCAAAACAAUACAGAUGAGUUAUUAGGUGACUCUGAAAAUGCUAAUGAACCUGUGCAGGAGAAUGAUGCUAAUGAAACCAAUAUAGAAGAUGCCUUAGCUGAUGCUGAGAUAGCUAUUGCAUGUGAAGCUGGAGAUGACCAUAUCAGUGAUGCAGAGGAGCUGAAAAUGGAAAAAGAAGAUGAUGAUGAAGAGGAGGAAGAAGAUGAUGAUUUGAACAAGGAUCAAAAUGUUGAUCCUAAUGUAAUGCCGCAAGUUAAUGUGGCACUUCUAGGCACUCGUAACUGGCAGAUAAAAGUGUACCCACUUAAGGCUGGAGAUUUUGUCAGUGGUCAAAUAUCAAAAGUGUUCAAAAAUGCCAGAGAAAGCUUGCUAUACAUUGUCUGUCAAGGUAAAAAUGCUAGAGGAAAAGGAGAGAUGUAUGUAUCAACUGCAAGACAAGCUAUCAAGGUUGUUCACAACCUCAUGAAACUUGAUUUCCUUUUUCCUGAAGUUAAUAUUGAAAUCAUCAAAAAGAAUAAUGAUGGGACUACUGAACAAAAAGCCUUUUUAAGAUUCGACACAAAGCUGGUUAGGAUGUUGUGUACUCCAUCUCUUCCAAGAAGAAGCAGUAAAAAACUAAGAAGCAGAGUAAUAGGUUCGGUUUUUGUGAAAAACCUGCCUACUAACACCACAAAAGAUAUGCUCCGGGUCUUGUUCCCGUUUGCAGCAGAAGUGAACUUCAACCCAGACAAAUUUAAAGAUGGAACUGCACGUUUGGUCCUUGAGAACAGGAGCUAUGUCUUUCCUUGUUUAAAGGCUUUUGCCAAAGUGGAAUUAGGAGGAAAUGUGCUAGAGCUUCAUCCCCUUGAGAAAAAAAGAGAGCACAGUGAAAGUGACAAAAUAUCCUACAGUGACGAUGAGAAGAAGCCUACCAUUACUACAGAGCCAGAGGCUCAGACAAAGCCAGCAGAUGAAACAUCAGCUGGAAGUGAAAAUAACGCAGGCCAGGAAGUGAAUAACACAACAGGCAAUGAGGAAGAGAAUGUAUCCACUGGAAAUCAAGAAACAAAACCUAGCAUUACUCCCACCAAGCCAGGUGAAAAUAAAAAGCCUUUUGUUCCAAGAGAUGGUCAAAGAGGUCGCGGGCGUGGCAAUUUUAAUCCUCGAAGGAGGACUAGGCCUCCUGGUGAUUCAGGACCUAAAAUGCCAUUUUACAAACCUGAUAUCCGACGUCCAGGACCUCCUAAUCGUGGAAGACCAAACAGAAAUGACAACAGGAGAGGGGGCUUUGUUAGAGAUGGACCUGUUAGGAGCCCCAGAAGACCAAAUCAAAAUAGAGGAAACUUCGCGGGGGGAAAUUAUAACAGAAAUGCAGGAAACUUUAAUUCUAGAAAUAACAAUUCUGGUGGGAGAUUUGGUGGUGGAGUUAGUGGAGGCAACUUUGGUCGCAACAAUCGACCAAACAGAAGGUACAAUGACAGAAGUUUUGGUAAUACAGGAGCUGCUGGACCCUCAGGUGACAUGGGUGUGAAUGUUGAGGCAACAAAAGAAAUGAUGCUGCUACAGAAUCAGCUGAGUAUGGCAAUCAAAAACCAAAUAGCUAUGCUAAACCAGACCCAGUUGGCUGUGGAACAAGCCAAGAGAGGGGCAGGAAGCUUGGGACUAGCUGCUGAUGUCCUCCCUGGGAGUUCCUCAUUGGAUGAUUCCAACAGGAGUUACAACAAAAGGAGGUCCACUCAAGCUGGCUUUGGUUCUGACUACUCUGAUGAUGGGUAUGGUGGUAAGAGACAGCGCACUUGGGGAGAAGAGAGUGCUGAUUACUAUUUGCUUCAGCAACAGCAGCAGCAACAACAGCAACAACAACUUCCAUUAGAUUACACCUCAGACAGACAUUUAGAAGAUGCUGGGUCAUGUUUUGGUACCAGUUACAAUUCCAGGAGUUUGAGUCAGACAAAUUUUGGCUAUGAUACAUCCAACUAUGGCUACCGGUACUGAAGUCAAUUAUAACUGUUGUAAUAUAGCUGUUGUUACUUUUUAUAUUUAAAAAAAAUUUGUAAUUAUUUUUUUGGCUAAGUUGGUAUUUUUAUAGGGCUUGAAAAAUUAAUACAAAUUAGAAUUGGCUUUUUAAAAUUAGUAUUUGCAUAAGCUGUUUUUUUUAAAUACUUCUUUUCACUUUUUAUAUUGUAUUUAUGUAAAUUAUUUUUUUAGGCUUUUUAUUUUUUUAAAAUGCAUCAUGGGUGUUCCUACAAAAACAAAUUAUUUACUUUUAUCUUAAAACUUAAUGUCACCUUUUUGCUGAGUUUCCUUGUUUGAAUGAGUGUCACAGACCAAAUAAUGUCUUUAGGAUAAAGAGUGUAGUCUAAACAAUUGUAUGAGAACUAUGAUCUGUUGAUAUUUUGUAUGAUUAAAAGUACUUUCAGUA
Messenger RNA from Physella acuta, 2476 nucleotides. RefSeq lists its product as uncharacterized. The record is from RefSeq and is a predicted model, not a curated record. NCBI's taxonomy places the organism in Eukaryota, Metazoa, Mollusca, Gastropoda, Physidae. Gene Ontology annotation, molecular function: nucleic acid binding.